AGCCUCUCCACUGAGCCUCCCACAACUGCGCAGAACCCGUCGCCAUGUCGCUGGAAGCGCAGCUCCGGAUGCGCCAGAACGUGGACCAGAUGCACUCCGCCUUCCGCGACCUACAUCGAAGCUCGUGACAAUGCCCUGCGCGGCAUCGCUCCGCAAGCCGACUCAGCGUCUGCAGAGGCGGCAGAGGCGGCGGCUGCAGAGGCGGAGUCGCGCGAGAUCGAGGAGGCCAAGGCGGAGCUCGCACGGCUCGCUCUGGAGGACGAGCGGCGGAGCAAGGCGGGCGGCGACGCGGCUGCUCCUGCUUCUGCUGCUGCGGCGGCGGCGGCGGCUCCCACGAAGGCGGCGGCGGGUACGCGGGUGGGAAGCGGUGCGACCAACUUUGACAAGUGGCAGUCGUACGACGCGGAGGGGGCGGUCGAGGCGCUCGAGCGGCGCGAGUGCGAGCGGGAGGCGCUUCGGCAGAGGGUGGUGUCUCUCGAAAACAAGAGGGCGAGGGAGGAGGCGAUGCGGAGGAGGGGCGAGAGCGAGGCGAGGGCAGACGCGAUGCGCGCCCGAGGCAACGCCGCCUCCGCUCGAUACGAGGACGCGGUGACCGACUACACCGAGGCGCGAGGGCUCUCGGCGCCGUCCCGUAGGCUCGAUGGGCGAGGGCGUCCUGGCGGGCGUCCCUCGCGUGCUGGCGGGGGUGAGCAAGCUGCUCGGUAUGAUGGACUGGCAGGCGGGGGAGGGCGAGCCGAACGAGGGCUUGCUCGGAGCGCCGACGCCAUCGUCCGGUUCGGCGCCAUCGGAGGGGAGGAGGUGGCGCCGGACGACGACGUGCUCCUCGUCCUCGCGCCGCAGUCGAUGGUCGGCGCUCCGAUUGUGCCGCCGCUCGAGGCGCUGACCGAGGCGGCGGCCUCGCAGGGCUCCGCCGUCGUGCUGAUCAACCCGCUGCUGCAGGACCGCCAGUCCAGUUCCGGGGUGAUGGGCGUGCGCGGCCGCGCCGAGCGGCUGGCCUUUGCGGAGAGCUUCGCCGAGAUCUACCACUUCCGGCUCCUCUACUCGGGGACUACCUUCAUGUACCCCAUCCUCGGCGCGCUGCGCAUGGCGCGCCAGGACGGGCGGCGCGUCCUCUACCGGCGGCUCGAGGGCGGCGGCGGCGAGCAGUACCUCCCUGUCGGCUGCUGGGUCGGCCGCGAGCCGACCCCGCGUGAGAUGUCCGAGCUGCUGCCCAGCACGGUGGGAUCGGGCGAGGCGCGCGGGGAGAGCGCGGCCGCGCCCCCGGGGUCUGCCACGGGGUCUGCGGACGCGAGGAUGCCGUGGGACUGAUUGUGACACUGAUACUGAGAUGCAGACGUGAGAGGUGCGUGUGGAUGUGUCUCACAGCGGCCGAAGCCCAGCAGCUCGGGUGGCACAAGUGCCUAGCGGCCAUUACAAUAAUACGGACACCUCUACGGCUU
This is a messenger RNA of Emiliania huxleyi CCMP1516, 1439 nucleotides long. RefSeq lists its product as hypothetical. The transcript is spliced from 7 exons. The record is from RefSeq and is a predicted model, not a curated record. The coding region runs from base 505 to 1308 and encodes 267 amino acids. Lineage: Eukaryota; Haptophyta; Isochrysidales; Noelaerhabdaceae.